GGAUUAAUGAGGAGCUACUUGGUUAACCUUGAGGAGCACUCGGGAGUCAAAAGAGCCGAGUUUGCCCGGCUCUGACUUAGUGUCCAGAGUUUCUGUUAGUUUUUGUCAUGGUUUUUGUCCCAGAACAUUAAUUAUAACCCAAUAACUAAAAACCAAUGACAACUUGUUGUGAUUCUAUUCAGACAGUUUUGAUUUUUCAAAUUAUUAAUUUGUUUAUUCUAACGUUAAAAACCGUCGAUAAAGAUAUCUUUGUAUUCAAUUUUUGAAAUGCGUUGUUUAAGAUUAACAAUAACGUUUAAUAAAUCGUAACACAUGUAACCAAAUGAGCAUAAACGUUUUUACUUAUGAUGACCUGUUUGUACGUAUAAUGGUAAGCAGAUACAUAUUAUCUAUAGAUUGAUAAGUAAAUUCUGAUAAUCGCUAGGGAAAUGACUAAUAUCUAGUAUUUGCGAGUAUUACCUACUUGUAUCUAAUCUUAUUUAAAGAACGAUAUCCAAAUUAAUAGGUACAGUUGAUACAUCGAUAUAUAUUUCUUGCAUGCAUACAUUUAAAUUCCUACAAUAAACUUAUAACAUUUAAAUUCUUACAAUAAACUAAUAACAAUUAUUUAGCAUUCAGAAUGCAGUACAAAGAUGCAUUUGUCAGUUUUUCAUAAAGUGCUGCUUGUUUGGAUUAUUUAAACCUACUGGUAUUUUGUGUAGUUCUCAUCGAAGUAGACAUUUUGAUUAACCGGUUAUUCCUAGGUAAAAGUAUAUGAUAUGGACGAAGAGGAAAUUAAUUCCAAAUUCGAAGAACUCCUGUGCGACAUGAAUUUGGACAAAAAUAAAAAAAAUCUUCUAAUAAAUUCCUCUAUCGACUACAAAGACAGGAUGCUUCAGUUACGCAACAAAGUCUUUGAUAAAAUUAAAGAAAAUCAUGAAUUUAAAGGUCCAAAUGAUUAUAUUUACUAUCUGGAACAAUGUUUUCAAGUUGAUUCGCAGAAUCCAGAUAUAAUACUGGGUUGUUUAGCUUCUUUAAAAAUAGCUCUAACAAACUAUCCCUUACAGUGGUCUAGAGAAUUUGGCCACAAAGGGGUUGCUACACUAUUGGAUGUUUUAAAAAGAGCAAAGGCAUUGUAAGUUACAUCAUUUUCUUAUUUUUUUAUGUUUUUUCAAUAUAUCUGAUAAGUAAAUUAAUGAUGGCUAGAUACUUAUGAAAGAAACUAACAAUAUACUCGUUGAAACAAUAAAUACAAAAUACAAUGGCGGAAAAAACGUCU
This is a messenger RNA of Agrilus planipennis (emerald ash borer), 1258 nucleotides long. RefSeq names its product protein diaphanous-like. Bases 759 to 1118 code for a protein of 119 amino acids. Lineage: Eukaryota; Metazoa; Arthropoda; Insecta; Coleoptera; Buprestidae. The record is from RefSeq and is a predicted model, not a curated record. The transcript is spliced from 2 exons. Gene Ontology annotation, molecular function: actin binding; small GTPase binding. Gene Ontology annotation, biological process: actin cytoskeleton organization.